ACAGAACGUACCUGGGCGAUGUAGGACGAACCUACGAGUUGGAGGUUCGAAGACCAAGGGAGGACCAUCUGCCUUUUGUAUGCCACCUAAACUUCACCGCCACGGGAGGGAACUAUGGUGACAUCAUACAGUUAACAUUCGACACGUUCACCGUAGGGAAGUUCGUGUCAUUCACCUCGGACGGGUGUCCGGAUGGUCACAUGACUAUCGUAGAGCGGAGUCCGUCACCCCCCAUGGGUCAAUGGUGUGGAUCCGCCUGGGGGUACACUGUGUACUUUAGCGAGUCCGACUCUAUAAAUAUGACGCUAAGGUUGGACAGGCUGAGUCAACAGGGUGUUGGAUACAAUUUCGACUUCAAGUUGGCGUACAAGUUCCUAAGACGGAGCGAGGCGCGGUUGCGGUAUGGUAACGCGACGGUGGGAGCCUGGAGAGGGGAGAGGGUGCCGGGGACGUAUUGUGACCGCAUACUGAGUGACUGCGAUCUCAGAGCUUGCCGUAUCCAAUCGCCCAACUUUCCUGGAGUGUACCCGAGGAACGCGACUUGCACAUACCGCAUCGAGCACACUAAGAUACCAGCAGACAAGCACGUGCUGUUAGCAGUAAGACAAACAAAUAGCCACAAAAUACAUAUCAAAGACCAAAUAGUGAAGUAUGAUAGAAGCCAGCGAGUUUUAAAGAUAUGGGACCAGUGCAAUGUAGUGCAAGACUACUUGACGGUGUGGGACGGGGCCACAAGAGACUCGCCGGUCCUGGUCCGCUUAUGUGGGGGGGAUGCGGUCCCCGAUAUCGUGAGCAGAGGGCCUAAUAUGCUGCUGGAGUUUCACACGUCCCCCUAUGACAACCCCUUUCACCCUGUUCCGCUGAGUUACUUACCGGGAUUUGAGCUGGAAGUCCAGGUGUUGUACGUGGACAAAGAUUCCCACUCGUACGUACGCUCCGACGGCCGCUGUCGGUUUGUGUUGCGGUCGUCCGACAAAACGAGCGGUGUUCUCAGGAAUCCACGGCAUUCGUUGCCACCGAACACGUCUUGUGUGUACUACUUUCAGGGUCGACCAAACGAAAUCGUGUGGGUGUCAUUUGUGAAGUACCACUCGGCGGGAACGGAGCCGGCAGGGUUCGACCAGCAGAAGGACUGCUCGUCUCAGCUCACCAUAUGGGACGGGGCGGCGCCAGAUGCAGACCUGGAUAGAAAGUUGGAGAUGUCUGAUAAAAAGUCGCUGCUAGGAUCGUUUUGCAGAGAAGAAUCACCGCGGUUGUGUGACCACGCCCUUCUGUCAAAUGCCACUAGAGCUACGAGACCCUGCGCGCCUUCUGAAAGUUACAUCACUACUGGGCCAGCACUCACCAUACUACAGGAGCUUCGGCAAGGAUCAGCACUAUACCCUGUUUCGUUCCUUCUGAGGUACGAGUUUGUAGACGUGAGCGAGCAAGGACAACCUCUUGUCGAUUCCCGGUCGGCUUGUGACAGAAUUUUCAAGUCAGCUCAGACGUACUCAGGGAGAUUCCAAGCUCCCAGAGCAAUAUUCUAUUACGGCCGCGGUGGAGCGCAAAAUCUGACUUGCAUUCUAAGGUUUGAAGCUAAACAAGGAGAAAGAGUACAAUUAACCUUUACGAGCACAUACUUCGGAAAUAAACAUUGUAGUACACACAAAGAUUCACGAACCGGGCGGUGGAAAUGUGAUAGGCCCGCUAAAAGAACAAUCGGGGGUGAAGGACUUGCCCAAAUAAUUAUUACCGAGUACCCGUGGGAAGGGGUGCCGAUACAAAGGGAUUGUCUGUGUACAAAUCGAACGGAACCUCUCAAUAUACAUACUUUGACUGCUCCUGUUGUAGAAAUAAACUUUACAGUGACUAUGAUGAACAUUACAGAAGACUACGAUGAUUUUGCUUUCGAAGGUGAAUACAAGUUUGUGCCAACAGGGCCUGGCGAUGAAACCGUGUGCUCUACGGGGUGGGGAAAAAGACAACUUCGAGGAAGCAGUGGGGAAAUCCGUCUCUUUGAUAAGCGACACACAUCUCUGGCUCCAGAAAUCGUUGGCGAUAGAAAUGUCAUAUCUGAAAGUGUUAGAGCCGAAGUAGCGUGCGUUCAUAGACCCUGGCUUAUAGAGCCCGGUGGAGAUGAGGUCACGUCCGUGCAAGGAAGAUACCUGUAUAUUAGAGUUCCAGGGUAUGAGAUGACGCAAACGUCGCCGUUUUGUCCCACACCAAAUAGACUAUUUAUUUACGAGGCACGUGAUACAUCCCGCUACCGCGAAGUAUGUCCCGACAGCCCAAAUUUUAUAGAACUGUUUUCUCCUGGGUGGUUGUCCGCUGAAACUCCUUUGGAAUCAUCGCUGAAGCCCCAUGCUCGAAGUUAUGUCAUUGAUUUUCUGCAACACGAGCAAGCGGAUUAUUCGAUCAAAUGGAUAGAGUUAAUGAAAAAGUCAACGUAUGAACACGAUCCAGAAAAUACAUUCCUUCCUACCUCGGUUGCCCUGGAAUGUCGUUAUAGCUGCCCAGAACUCAACGCCUGCAUACCACUCACACUAUGGUGCGACGGGAGCGCGCACUGCCCAUCAGGAUACGAUGAAGAUGACUCCAACUGCUCCUUUAGGAUAUCCCUCCCGCCCCCUUACGUCGCUGCCGCUGCCGGUGCCGGUCUUCUUAUCUGCGCGGUCUUAGUCGCCAUGUGCGCUUGUCGCCGACGCAGAAGAAAAGACAAAGAGUUCAAAGCGAGGCUCGACGGCGCCCUACCUCCCGAGGAGAGGCCAUACGACCGAGCCAAAACAAACGGCGUCCCAGAAGCGGCGCGGCAGUAUGCCACCGUUCAAAAGUAUGCCACGAUAGAUAAGUACAGCUUAAGCCAGAAGUAUAGCGCUGGCUUGAACGACGCGAGGUAUUACGACGAGGUGGCACAAAGGGAUAAGCUGGCGGAUACAAGGUACGCUAGUUUAGGCCGCGCCGGGCGAGGCAUGCGCGUUGAGAACUCUAGAGGCAACGGCUCGAGAACGGCCAUGCCUGACCUUGGGUACCCCGACCUCAAAGACGGCUUUUGUUGACCCUCUCCAGACCUCUUAGAAACAACUGUUUAGCGACGGGGUCUCAACCCCACCCAAAGAUUUUCGAAUUGUGUUUUGGUGUAACAUUAGAUAAAAGACUGAACUGGCGAAAGUGCCUCCCCAAUGUUUUGGUCUAAUUCUUAGAAUGAAUUGAAGUUUGUAACAUUCAUGUAAUAUUUUAAUGUAAUUUUGUUUUACUAUAAAGAAGACUUCACUAUCAAAUAUGUAGAAAAUGUAAAUAAUAUUGUAACUUUAGGUAAUGAAGAAUUCACCGGUCAUAGUUUUUCUUAUUGAGUCUCACGGUAAAGUUUUUCUCAUCAAUUAACAUAUCUAAUUGUACAUACAACGCUUGACAAUACAAUUUUAAGAAUACAAACUAAAUCAUUUUAACGUAUGUUAGUGAAAUGAAUGGUUAGUGUUCUGGUUAAGAUCAAGUUUAUUAUAAUUAUUAUGUAAAUCAACCCUGGAUUUGUUAAAUCACGCGUGACACUUGUAUUUUAAUGUGAAUUUUCACAUAUUUGUAAAUGUGAAUAAAAUUAACAAUAAGUAAUAUGUAACUAAAAUGAUAGGUAUAAAAUGAAAAUGUGAUAUAGUUGUAAAAACUAUUGAUAAGCGUUCACGCACUGUGUACCAUUAUAACUUUAGAUAAUAAAAUAGUAAAAAUAUUGUUUUCUUUAUGUAUAAAUAUAGCAUAUUGAAAAUUGUAACUAACUUUAGAAAUUGGUUGUAAAUAAAUUAUAGGGUUAAGAUUUUUAAAGUCUGUAAUUAUUUCCAGGUAAAAGGAAGAUUAAAGUCAUUUCUAAAAAUA
Molecule: messenger RNA, 3846 nt
Organism: Ostrinia nubilalis (European corn borer)
Lineage: Eukaryota; Metazoa; Arthropoda; Insecta; Lepidoptera; Crambidae
Exons: 11
Coding region: 201-3038 (945 amino acids)
Cellular component (GO): plasma membrane
Molecular function (GO): protein binding
Source: RefSeq, a predicted model, not a curated record